AUGGCCUGCCGCCUCCCACCUCCCCAGAAAUUCCGCGGCGCUGGGGGGGCAGGGCGCAGACGGCCCGCGGCACCUCCCCACGGGAUGGCCAGGUCGUGCGCGACUCCCCUGCGCGGCUGGCCAGCUCCAAGCUCGCCUCCCUUCCCACCGUCGCGCCCGGGAGAGGAAGCCAGGCGGCCUUUGCCCCCGCAUAGGCCAGCCGAGAAUGCGGGGCCACGCUUCCCAUUCCGCCCGCCCGAGGACUCGAGGGCACCGGGGCGGAGAAGGGACGCACAGGGCCCAUCGAGAUCGCCCGCGGGGGACGCGGGGCAAGGCCCGGGCCGCUCGGGUCCCGCGGGACCCCGCCCACCCCGCCCCGCGGGCAGACCCGGGGACCAGCGCGCGCACGGCCGCCCGUGCGCCUCGGCGGGCCAAACCCUGUCCCGCGGCCCCCGCCCCGAGGCGCACCUCUCCCGGGCCGCGCCGGGGCCCCCGGGCGCCGUGCGAGCGCCUUCCCGCCGCCCGGCGCGCGGCCCGCACAGCCCGCGGGGAAGGCGCGAAGUUUGCCAGACGCGCGCGGCGCGGGGCGCGGACAGCCGGUGGCCCCGGGGACCGACGCCCCCCGAGGAGCAGGCGCGCGGGCGGCGCGGGGGGCGCGCUCCGGGCAGGGCCGCCCUCGUGCCGACCCGCAUCUCCCACCGGCGGCCGCCCGGCCGCGGCGUCCCCGCAGGGAGGGGCGCGGGCGCCGGGGACCCCACGCCGCGCCGCCCCCGCCCCCCGCCGGCCCCGCGGAGGGGGCUUCCCACAAUGCCCAGCGAGCCGCAGCCCGCACUUCCGCCGUCCGGCCGCCCACGGGGCGGGGGGGGGGGGACGGAGGCGGACCGACCCCCGCCGCGGCCCCCUCCGCCCCGCGAGCGGAGCCGGCGGACCGAGGGCAGCCCAGGCGAGCGCGCAGCUCGGACCCACCCGGACGCGGCGUUCGCCCGGCGGCCGCGGCGAUCACCGGCGCCGGUCCGGCGGCCGCGGCGCCCGCCCUCGCCCGCGCCCCAUGGGGUCACAGGUAAGCGGCGCCGGCUUAUUGUCCGCGGCCGGGCCGGCGCCUCGCGGCGGGGCCGGGGCCCGGGCCGGGCCGGCCGCUGCGCGCCGGGGCCCCUCCGAGUCAGGGCGCGCCCCCGCCGCCCGCCCCUCGCGCCCCGCCCCGCGGGGGCGCCCUCCCGGCGGCGAUCGGCGCGCGCGGCGGCGGCGGCGGCGGCGGCUCCGGGGGUGACCCCCGCCCGGCCCCCGCCGGUCCCUGCGCUCCGGUGGCGCGGGCGGGGCGGGGCGGGCGCGGGCGCCGCGGGGUCCCCGCGGGGCUGCGCGCGGAGGCGGCGGCGGCGGAGGCGACGGGGCUGCCCCGCGCCCCGCGCCCUCGGCGCCUCCUGCCGCCGCCGCCGCCGCGGUGCCUCCCCCGUCCCCUCCGAAAGGGGAAUUUUCCAGCUGGUAAUUUCUGCUGCGUCAACGCCCGGCCCCGGGAGGCAGCCCGGGGGCGUCCUGGCGCCCCCCGCCCGCGCCGCCCCGCGCGCCCCCCGCCCGCGCCGCCGAGCCGCGCCCGGACCCGCCCGCGCCGAGUUUGCCAAGAGUCAGAACUGCGGGCGGCGGGCGCGGCGGCUCCCCGCGCCCCGCCGGGCCUUGGGGGGUCAUUGUCUCCCCUGGGGCCGGGCCCCGGCCUCGUCUCCAUUUUAA
Messenger RNA from Hippopotamus amphibius kiboko, 1701 nucleotides. RefSeq names its product basic proline-rich protein-like. NCBI's taxonomy places the organism in Eukaryota, Metazoa, Chordata, Mammalia, Artiodactyla, Hippopotamidae. The transcript has 2 exons. The coding region runs from base 1 to 1701 and encodes 566 amino acids. The record is from RefSeq and is a predicted model, not a curated record.